This is a messenger RNA of Calliphora vicina (urban bluebottle blowfly), 1794 nucleotides long. RefSeq lists its product as uncharacterized. The coding region runs from base 1 to 1521 and encodes 506 amino acids. The record is from RefSeq and is a predicted model, not a curated record. Lineage: Eukaryota; Metazoa; Arthropoda; Insecta; Diptera; Calliphoridae. The transcript is spliced from 3 exons.
AUGGUAGUUAAAUUCUAUUCUAUGUUUUUAAAUGAAUCGAUUCUUAUGAAACGGAUUAGUACGCAAAGUGAGAGUCAGGUUAGUCAGGUGAUCACACCGGGCCAGACUAGUCUGCAUGCUACUGGUGUCGCAAGAGGUCAAUCUGGCAUACCCAGAUUGGCUGAUUGUAAAAAAUCCAAGGCAAUAGGUGGUAGUGACCUAAGCGGCGAGGUACCUCUGGACUUCUCUCCAAGUACCUCCAAAGCCGCGAAAGCCCAAGUCGUCAAGGCGGCUAAAUCCCCUGUUUCGGGUGCCUCUAAGGGGGAAGCGACUAAGUCGCCCCUCACGGAUGCUUCCCAUAUGCCAAUUGUGCGCUCAGGUCUUGUGAAGGAAUCCUCCUGUCCUGAAGACGCAUCACCCCUGGCCAAUCCCGGCUCUGAAACUAACCCCAGGCAUAAAAACCCUGCUAGAAGGGCUGCUACCACCAGGCGUUCCGCUUACCGCUUUGUUGAGGCACUUGGCUCGAAAAAAGUCGAGGACCUCACUAAGGAGCAACAAGCUUCGCUUUCCUGGGCGAAAGCCUAUAUUGCUGGUCUCAAGACCGCUCCUCCUUCUGCUGAACUACCAGCGGGGCCUAAACGGCAACGUUCAGAGGAGGAUACAGCGACCAAGAGCCAGCAACCGGGACCUAAACGUCCCAAAGCGGCACAAAGGUCGUUAGCUAAAUCCUUUAGCGAGAUUGUCAAAGACAGUCUUGUUAGGGCGGUUAUCGACCGGAGUGCGAAUGACGGAUCCAUAUCUCAAUUGAAUUGGGAUAUGGUGAAGCAAAAACUGGUAGGGGUGUUUUGGAAAGUUCUCAAAGAGAACCCAGGCACUCCUCCACAAUGCGAUGACGCUGGUUGGUACCAGGGUCACGUAAAACUUAUGUCUUGUGUAGAUGAACGCUCAGCGUUGCUACUAAAGACUGCCGUCGCAUCACUGGGUGAGGUUUGGCCGGGGUCUAGGCUUGAGGUGGUAUCUGUGAGUGAGAUACCCCGAAAGCCUAGAUCCAUAGCUAAAAUACCAGCUGAGCCAUCUAGCCCGGAGGAGAUCUUGGAGAUCCUUCAGUGCUGUAACCCACAGCUUCCAACUCAAGACUGGAAAGUUGUUAAGGUUACGGACGCUGAGGGCUCUUCAAGGAAAGCGAUCGUUGUCCUGAAUAAGGACUCUUUGGGGCCGCUAAGGAAGGCACAAGGGAAGGUCUACUAUGGAUUUGGUACGAUCAUCCUGCGUGUCUACCGUAGCGACAACAAAGGCGAUACAUCCUCAGGUGAUGUAAAGCCCAUGCUCUCGGAAGAGGGCAUGGAUUGCAAUGACGCCACUGAUCCAGCCGACACUGAAGAUACCAACUCAGUCUCUGAACUAGUUGGUACAUUCUUUGAACGGAUGGAUGAGGUGGUGGACGAGGACGCCCUCCUGAAUUCUGACCAGGAGGACGCCGACGUCACUAUUGUAAAAAUGGAGCAUGGUGAGGGUGACCCAGAUAAACCUUCACCACUCUAAAGCAGCAUCAGCUGCACUGCUCCUCCGAAUUGCUCAGAACGGGGAGGAGCUAGUCAUGGUCCAGGAACCUUGGGUCCAUCAGGACCGUAUCUGUGGACUAUGUUUGAAGGGCUAUAAGCUCUACUUCGCUAAAGGCGCAGUAAUGAAGAUACAGUAGCAGUCUCAUGGGAAACUAAUGAAGGCUGUUUGUUAUGGCUGAUAUCCAGCUACAUGGCGCAUGACCACGGGGAGCAUCCACCAAACGAUGAUAUCCGUAGUGCUGUGAAAAAGGCG